AUGAACUCCCGAACCCAUUCUGAUAUUAUGACUCUUGCCCUCAAAGACACAACAAUUGACCAUCCAUACGCCUAUGCUCGUGUCCUCGCAGUGCUGCAUUUUAAUGUGCAACACCUGUUUUAUGGCCAGAUGAGUACUGUUCAAACAGUGCCAGUCUUAUGGGUCCGACAUUUCCGCAUUGACAGUGCCUGGAAGGGUGGAUUCAAGUGGAAACACUUACAUUGCAUCGAGUUCCUACCCAACACUGACCCCAAUGCUUUUGGCUUUGUCAGCCCAGACAAAGUCAUCCGCGAAGCCCAUCUCAUCCCCACAUACACUCAUGGGAGGACACCAACUAUGUAUUUUGAAUCCUUAGCGUGCAAGUCAGGCAAAGAUUCAGACUGGAAGUACCAUUAUGUUAACUUUUUUGUUGACCGCAACAUGCUUAUGCGGUAUUUGGGAGGUGGUGUUGGCCAUUCGUAUUAUGUCAGUGUUCCAGAUGAUGAAUGGGAGGAGGAAGUAUGGGAGGUUCCAGACCAGGAUCAACCAGAAUCAACUGACAUGCCACUGGACAAUGGUGAGGAGGGGGAACUUGAAGAAGGGGAAGAGGAAGAUCUGGUAGAUGGGAAUGGGGAUUUGCAGGAAGACGAAGGCCAUAAGUCUGAGUUGUCCGAGCUGACUGAGCUCAGCGACAGUGAUGAUGAUGACAAUGAAGAUAAGCUUGGAAACAUCGACUUGAGGCUGGAAGAUGGAGAGGAUGGGUUUGAUGACCACUUACAGUAUUUUGCGUCGGGCUCCAUCGAAUAA
Mycena indigotica is the source of this 786-nucleotide messenger RNA. RefSeq lists its product as uncharacterized. Lineage: Eukaryota; Fungi; Basidiomycota; Agaricomycetes; Agaricales; Mycenaceae. The transcript has 2 exons. The record is from RefSeq and is a predicted model, not a curated record. Bases 1 to 786 code for a protein of 261 amino acids.